Molecule: messenger RNA, 521 nt
Organism: Drosophila guanche
Lineage: Eukaryota; Metazoa; Arthropoda; Insecta; Diptera; Drosophilidae
Product: probable ATP-dependent RNA helicase DDX20
Exons: 2
Coding region: 256-504 (82 amino acids)
Molecular function (GO): RNA helicase activity
Source: RefSeq, a predicted model, not a curated record
GAUAAUUGCGAUACUAUCGAUGACGCAUUGCAUAUAAUUUUUAAAUGUACCAAGUACAACACAACAAGACUAAACUACCCAUCGCUAAGGAAAUUAGCAAAUCGCAAAUUAGCUCGUACCAAAUCGAGUUCAUCGACAAAAUUGGAGUAAAACUGCAACAAGUUACAUAUCUCGAAGUAGCGACUUCCACCUUGUAAAGGCGGGCUGCGGUAACAUAAAACCUCAUCCUAAGAAACUUCCAAAAAUUGCACUGAAAUGGAGGGCGGAGGCGCAAUUGCGCAUAAUUUGAAGAAUGGCGAGAAGCGCACCAGCGACGUGGACGCUGGACGACUGCCAUACUUCUCGGAUUUGCAUCUGUGCCCGGUGGUGCUCAGCGGCCUGACGGCCAACAAUUUUAAGACGCCAACGAAAAUUCAAGCUGCAGCCAUACCCAUGGCGCUGACCGGCAUGGAUCUGCUGGUGCAGUCGAAGAGCGGGAAUUUUGGUCAUUCUGCAAACACGUGAGCUGUCCAUACAGGUGC